Messenger RNA from Penicillium mononematosum, 990 nucleotides. RefSeq names its product SET domain-containing protein. Gene Ontology annotation, molecular function: protein binding. Lineage: Eukaryota; Fungi; Ascomycota; Eurotiomycetes; Eurotiales; Aspergillaceae. The record is from RefSeq and is a predicted model, not a curated record. Bases 1 to 990 code for a protein of 329 amino acids. The transcript is spliced from 2 exons.
AUGUCCGCAGGUCAUCCGUACCACCGCCUUGAACUGCCUGAUGAAAUCCCAUUCGAGCUGAAGCCCUCACCAGGCAAAGGAUGGGGUGCUUUCGCCACAAGACGCAUUGACCGAGGAUCCCUGAUUUUGAGCGAAAAGCCAACCUUCGUUAUCCAGAGGUCGCAUACCGAAAUCACGGAUUAUCAUGUUACUAUUGCCUUUCAACAAUUGCUGCCCAGCCAAAAAGCACAGUUUUUACUCCUUCGCGACAAUGGGUCAGGCUGUUUUACAAGUAUGAAUGAAGCUUUCGCUGAAAACUCAUUCAACAUUGCAAAUUCAGACCACGACGAGCCCGAAGCCUAUGGCCUUUUCCCCCUGCACUCACGCUUCAAUCAUUCUUGUAUACCCAACUCGAAAAUUCCAACUAUUAGUGGAGAGGUCAUUUCAAGCUUCGCGACCAGAGACAUAGACGCUGGCGAGGAGAUCAAUUUCUGUUAUAAUCCAGAUUUCGAAGGCAGGACUAAAUAUGAGCGUCAUCAAGCCCUGCGUUUUACCUGCGAUUGCGUGGCGUGUCUACCGGGCACUCCCUUCCAACAGCUUAGCGACAUGCGACGGCGAUUGAUUCGAGGGCUUCAAUACCUUACGCAUGGCGUGGACUUGGAUGGGCAGAGACAAAGUUCGCAUGUUAUUAUUUUCGACUCUACACUGAAGUUUGUCGCAGAGACUUUCAGUAUAACUCUUUCAUCUAGGUUGAUCUACGCCCUUCUCACGAUGUUCUUUCUCGAAGAAGAGGGAUUGCUAGAUGAUUUUAUGGACGCAAGGCUAAGACCGAGCUUAACCCAAACGGUGCAAUUGUUCAAGUCAAAAAGUAAUAAAAGCAUUGCCGGGCUAGCUAUGGAACAGAAAACCUGGGUAAAGAAAUUGGAAGUGGCAUUCGAACUAUAUGGCCGAGAAGAUCCUGCCGACUAUGAGGUUACCCUAGCGCUACGACAAUUGCGUCCAUUGUUUUAA